Rhinocladiella mackenziei CBS 650.93 is the source of this 519-nucleotide messenger RNA. RefSeq lists its product as uncharacterized. Bases 1 to 519 code for a protein of 172 amino acids. The transcript has 4 exons. NCBI's taxonomy places the organism in Eukaryota, Fungi, Ascomycota, Eurotiomycetes, Chaetothyriales, Herpotrichiellaceae. Gene Ontology annotation, cellular component: cytoplasm; mitochondrion; membrane. The record is from RefSeq and is a predicted model, not a curated record.
AUGUUGAACUGGUAUCAAGCCAAGCUGGCAAAGCGGCCACUCCUGACACAAGUUGUCACUACAGCGGUCCUCUUCGGUGCGGGUGAUACACUGGCGCAGCAAGCUGUCGAACGGAAAGGUUUGAGAAACCACGAUGUCGCACGAACGGGACGAAUGGUCUUGUAUGGCGGGUGCGUUUUUGGACCGGCAGCCACCAAAUGGUACUCGUUUCUGCAGAAAAACAUCAACCUUCAAUCACAUAACGCAACCAUUGCAGCCCGAGUGUUGGCCGAUCAAACUGUAUUUGUAUCAGCACAUUUGUUCCUCUUUCUUUCCAGUAUGUCGAUAAUGGAGGGCAGUGAUCCCCAGGAAAAGCUUGAAAAUAGUUAUAUGUCAGGUCUCAAGGCCAAUUGGGUCCUGUGGCCGGCGGUUCAGGCUGUGAACUUUAAGUUGGUACCAUUGGAGCAUCGAGUACUGGUCGUGAAUGUUGUCAGCUUGGGCUGGAAUUGUUUCUUGAGUUACUUGAACAGCUCCAAGUAA